GAAAACUAUAGUUCCUUUAAAUCUGAUGAGACGCACAACAGAGGACACAUCAGUUUUGGGUCAUUUCAUACCUAAAGACACCAGAGUUAUGGCUAAUAUAUGGGCCGUUCAUCACGACUCCAAAGUAUGGCAUAAACCGCAAGACUUUAAUCCAAAUCGAUUUCUCACAAGUGAUGGCAAAGAAUUGCUUAAAAUUGAGGCUUUGAUACCAUUCUCUACGGGUAAGCGUUCGUGUGUUGGGGAGACGUUAGCACGAGUGGAGGUAUUCCUGUAUUUCGCAUCACUUCUGCAAAAAUACACAAUAAGUGCAGCAAAUGAUGAGGUGUUGACUCUGGAGGACACGUUUGGGAUAGCAUUAAAUCCUAAACACAAAUCUAUACUUCGGUUCAAAAAGCGGAUCUAAAUUAAUGCCAACAAUUGACGUGAAAUUAGACUCAUUUGUAAUUAAAACUAAACAUUGAUUAGCAUUAAUAUGAUGCCCUA
Molecule: messenger RNA, 483 nt
Organism: Oppiella nova
Lineage: Eukaryota; Metazoa; Arthropoda; Arachnida; Sarcoptiformes; Oppiidae
Source: the annotation of a GenBank genome assembly